Messenger RNA from Drosophila elegans, 350 nucleotides. RefSeq lists its product as uncharacterized. Lineage: Eukaryota; Metazoa; Arthropoda; Insecta; Diptera; Drosophilidae. Bases 7 to 210 code for a protein of 67 amino acids. The record is from RefSeq and is a predicted model, not a curated record. The transcript has a single exon.
UUAAAGAUGCGCUUCGUAGUAGUUUUCGCCCUGUUGGCUUUUCUUGCCAUUUCCGCUGUGAGGGCAUUUCCAUCUACAGACAGUGGAAGUGAUCAAGGAAGCUCUAUUGAUCAACCGGUUAUUCGUCCAUUUCCCUGUUGGCCGUGGCCUAAUCGGUUUGGCUUCCGCCCUGUUGUUUUAAGCACAGCCCCUACCAAGGCUGUGACAUAAGCCCGUUCCAAAACUUUCCAAAAACCUUUUUUAUUGUCUAAUAAAAAAGUCACCAGAAUUACUCGGCUUGUAAAACUUUCCACUGAGCAAUUGUUCAAAUACCAAGAGCGUAAAUAAAAAUUUCUGGUAAUAUCUAUGAA